This is a messenger RNA of Scatophagus argus, 2851 nucleotides long. It is a transcript of the gene rab40b, whose product is annotated as RAB40B, member RAS oncogene family. The record is from RefSeq and is a predicted model, not a curated record. The transcript has 6 exons. NCBI's taxonomy places the organism in Eukaryota, Metazoa, Chordata, Actinopteri, Scatophagidae. Gene Ontology annotation, biological process: intracellular signal transduction; protein localization to plasma membrane. Gene Ontology annotation, cellular component: synaptic vesicle; plasma membrane; endosome. Bases 415 to 1278 code for a protein of 287 amino acids. Gene Ontology annotation, molecular function: GTPase activity; GTP binding.
UCUCCAUCCGGACACCACCUCCGCUGGAGCUGGGAGGCGGAGGGAGGGAGGCCAGGGAGCCGUCCGUUCGCCCUCCUCAGUCCGGAGUCGAAUUGAACCGUCGGCGGAGGAUUUUUACCUCCAUGCGUAAAUGCGCGGUGAGUCCUGUGCGCCCUGAUGGCUCAGAGGACGCAGUGACAGCUGUCGGCGUCCGGGGUUCACGCUGAACACUUGUAGCUCCCCUGAACACAGUCUGGAUCAGGUGACCAAACUGUUUGUUAUAUGUAAACACGCAGAGUCUCCGUCGUGGAUCGCGGGACCCUUCGCGCCUCUCUCGUCUUGUUGCGGGGCGUUGGAGGAGAGGAGGGCGUUCAGGCUCCGUGCUGCCAAGUCUCAUCCCAUGAUGGGACACGGCAACUGUCAUCUACUGCGACGAUGAGCCACAGAAGCAGCCCGGUCAGGGCGUACGACUUUCUGCUCAAGUUCCUGCUGGUGGGGGACAGCGAUGUUGGGAAGGGCGAGAUUCUGGCGAGCCUGCAGGACGGAGCGACCGAGUCCCCGUACGGAUACAACAUGGGGAUCGACUGUAAGACAACCACCAUCCUCCUGGAUGGGAGGAGAGUCAAGCUGCAGCUCUGGGACACAUCUGGUCAGGGACGAUUCUGCACCAUUUUCAGAUCUUAUUCCAGAGGAGCACAGGGAGUUAUUCUGGUGUACGACAUCACCAACCGCUGGUCCUUCGACGGAAUCGACAGGUGGAUCAAAGAGAUAGACGAGCAUGCCCCAGGGGUGCCCAAGAUCCUGGUUGGGAACCGCCUGCACCUGGCCUACAAGCGUCAGGUGAACACGGAGCAGGCUCAGGUGUACGCAGAGAAGCUGGGCGUCACCUUCUUCGAGGUCAGCCCGCUGUGUAACUUCAACAUCACCGAGUCGUUCACAGAACUCGCCCGCAUCGUCCUGAUGAGACACGGCAUGGAGCGACUGUGGAGGCCCAACCGAGUGUUGAGUCUUCAGGAUCUCUGCUGUCGCUCCAUUGUCUCCUGCACUCCGGUCCAUCUGGUUGAUAAACUCCCUCUCCCACUGGCUCUUAAGUCCCACCUGAAGUCCUUCUCCAUGGCCAACGGCCUCAACACCCGCAUGAUGCAUGGACGCUCGUACUCUGUCACCGCCAAUACCAACGCCCACCACGGCGCCACCAAGAGGAGUGGAGGGGUGCUGCUGAAAAAACCUAAACUAAUCCGGCCGCCCCCUCUCAGCCCGUCUGCACAGAGCUGCAGAAACAGCUGCAAAAUAUCCUAACGGCUAUACGCGCAGACAGGAUGUGUCGGUGAACGCAUCAUCACCAUAAGAGAAUUAUGACAAGUCAUUGGUUUUCUUCAUCAUAAGAAAAUGGUGAAGCCAAAAGCACACUGUGUCUGUCUGUGACAAAAUACACCAAACACUGAAAGGGAGCAGAACAGACAAAACAAAAUGUGGACGAGACUUCAGGUCAAAGUUUAAACAGUCUCAACUCUGUGAAAUCCGCUGCUUUUGAUGAGCGGGAAUCAAACCUGAUCUGUGAGCGAGUGGACAUUGUUUCAACAGAACCUGCUGACAGGCAGAAAGUCACCUGAAACACAGUAAAACAGCCGUUUGUUUGCAUUCAGGGUCCAUUUUGUUGUUUGAUGGGUUUUUUCAUGAGGAAACUUUCACGUCCAGUUGUAGAGGAACUGACAUGAUGUCCACUGUGUCAACAGGAAAUGAAAGAUGACUUCUUAAUGCAGCCGCCAUGUUUUUUAAAACCAUCAAAUCUUCAAUGUGACUUCAAUGUGUGAGUGUUUGGGCCGUCAUUGGAAAGAAAAUUCUAAGAUUUAAUAUUGAAAUAUUUUUAGUGAAAAGCUCUAAUGUUAUGGCAAACGUCAUAAUUUUCCAAAAAAUCUUCUUGAAAAGGUUUUAAUAUUUUGAGAAUAAAAUCAUACACCUUUGAAGUAAAAUCUUUCAGUAUAUGGACAGUCAGGAAACACAAAAACACACUCAUCUCCACGCUUUUGCAAUUUUCUGAUAGAAUCUGCGACUUUAUUUUCAAAUGUUAGUCCAGCUUUUUAAAAAUUGCAACGUCAUGUUGAAAUACUAACAUUAUUAAGACAUUUGAACUAUUAUGACUUUUUUCUGAGCUUAUUUUGCCUUUGUUCUGGAAAUGUUUUUUGCUGACUCUGGCCCUACGAGCACUGGUUGAACUCAACACGUUUUUGAUCUUUCUGUUCAGUUUGCUCACAGACCUUUAAGGACACUGAGGAAGAAGUACUCUGAGGGAAAAACCAAAUUACAGCACUUAAUGCUGAAAAACCUUCAGGUCCUCUCACAGACUGAUCGUUGCUGUAUACCUGCAGGUGGAAUUUCCUUUACUGCCUCCUUAUAGGCAAGUUGUGCUCAUGGUUGUGCAGCUUUUUCUUUAGGAUGUCUUGUACAAACCAGACUCAUGGAUGUCCACAAACAGGAACACACCUAUCUGUACAUACAUGCACUUUGGACUUGCGUUUUUUGCAUAAUACACUGAAAGACGUGAAUACACUUCAAUGUGUGUGUCUGAGAUCAAACGUUUACCUUCCUCUUCCUCUGGGCCUGUUUCACUGGCUUGUCAGAUACACUUUCAGCUGCAACUUGUGUACAAUAUUUGUACGUAUUGUAAAGAUGACUGUUUGAUACGAGGACUGUGGAGAACCUGUGGGGUUUGUACAUGUUUUCAGUGCAAAGUGAUGUUAUAUUUUUCCUGACUGACACCCACAAGUCACCCACUGCUGACAGAGGAGCUCACUGAACAAAACAGUGUUUCUAGCACUGCCUAUUAACGUUCAAUAAGAUGCACCUUUACAAUAAACUUUAUCCACCCUGA